Dendronephthya gigantea is the source of this 853-nucleotide messenger RNA. RefSeq lists its product as uncharacterized. Bases 22 to 729 code for a protein of 235 amino acids. The record is from RefSeq and is a predicted model, not a curated record. The transcript is spliced from 2 exons. Gene Ontology annotation, molecular function: zinc ion binding; nucleic acid binding. NCBI's taxonomy places the organism in Eukaryota, Metazoa, Cnidaria, Anthozoa, Malacalcyonacea, Nephtheidae.
GCAAACCGUGGAGUCAAGACUAUGGCCGCUCAAGAAGCUCAAAUUCCUGCAGAGAAUGUCGAAGCUGCUCAAGCUAUCCUCGCUACAGAUCAUCCGCCUGCCGCUGCUGUUGAAAUCGACCAACCUCAGCCUCCUGUUGUAGCCGGGCAAGAUGCACCGCCGAGACCACAACUACCUACCGAAAAUGCUCAGUUACCUGAAGAUAUGUCUUUAGAGACCUUACGACAACGAAUUAAAAUAUUGGAGGACUCUCAAGGCACUACUGUUGAGGCUUUGUUACGGCAAAUUACUAAUUAUGGUAGUCGCCGAGUUGAAGAUUUUGACAAGUAUCAAGCCCUUCACCUUGCAGAAAACUUGGUUUCUGUUGCUAAGACCUCGGGUGACCUCAAAGCUGCCAGCUAUGAAAUCAUUGCGACCACUUUACGUGACAAGCUUUCGGUUGAGGUCGAACAUUUUAAAGCGUACUUUUUAGCCCUCCUCGCUGAUAAAGAAUUUUCACGGAUAAUCGACACCGUCUCCAAAAUCGAUAAGUCCUUCCAGCGUUCAUCCCCAUAUCAAAGAAGCUCACACGCUCGCAGAGGACGAUUUACGUCGGGAAAUCCUGCACCGCGUAUCGUAUGUUAUAAAUGUGGCACUCCUGGCCACAAGUCUCCACAAUGUUGGCGACGCCCUAGUAAUCGGCUUCCUCCUCGGCAAGAUCGUCCCCAACAGAACCCUCCAAUGCGGUGAAAACUGGAUAAGACGGAUAGCUCCUUGUGUCUUUGCUUUCUAGCAAGCGUAUUUCAAUAAAAAAUAAUUCAUUCCUCUGUUAUUUUGUUUAUAUUUAUUAUUUUACCUCUCAGUAACUUAACAA